AUGACUAGCGAUUCCACAAAACAAAUUGUUUCAUUCUGCUAUUCUAUUACAAUCACGGUGUUAUCUUUUAAAUCAUUGACAAUUUCAAAGAUUCAGCUGUAUUUACGAGAUAGAGGAAUAGUGGCAAAUGGUUAUAAACAGAGAGAUUUGGCCAGUUUAGCUGAGGCGGUGGAAAAAUUGAAGAUUCCGUAUGAUCCCAAUUUUCUAGCAGACGACGUCGACUCUACCCUACAAGAUCGCCUGAGAAGAGCCGGUUGUAGUUUUUCAGACCCGUUUACCUUAGAAAGAUAUGUUGAAGAUUUUUCUGGUGUACCUGACUUUUCCUUGUAUGACAUUUUCAAUUAUUUGUUGUUGCACCGUUCAGAUUACGAUAAAAAGAAGUUGAAAGCUUAUAAGAGUGCAGAGGACUACCGCUUGUUUUACGAUGGACAUGUCCAGGAAAUGAAAGUCAACUACUUAAAAGAUGACAGCUCAGUUUGUGUUUUUAUUGGAAAGGUGAGGCCAACACAGAGGGCAAAGACGUUGACUGGGAAGAUGACCUACCAGUGUUGGUUUGUUGUUGAGAAGACUCUAGGUGAUGUUAAAGCAGCUUACUGUGAAUGUCCAGGAGGUGCUGAUGGAGCUUGUCGUCAUGUUGCAGCAUGCUUAUACGAGUUGGAGGCAUUUGAGAAGAAGUCUGUUACUGACGGUCCUUGCCAGUGGAAGAAACGAAAGAGGGAACACGAUGAACCAGUAGAGGUGGAACGAAUGAAGAUUAUCAAGCCAAGGAGGAUGGAAGCAUGUGUAUCAUCAGCAGACCAUGUAGUAUCCAGUUUUGAUCCUAGACAGAUGGUUGACAGAGCUGCAGAAGACGAGAAGAUAAAACAGUUUGCAAGUAAAUUAGCACAGAUAAAUCCAGAGGCAAGAGCACUAGAAUUUCUACCCCAUAAACCAGUAGAUGUGUUACCAAUGGACUUUUCAGAGGCAAUGCAGGACUUGACAAUUCCUACUAAGGCUAAGUAUUUUAAAGAUAAGUAUGUAUGUUUAAUUGAUAAUGAAGAGGAUAUAGUUGAAAAAUUUAUGGCUAGCUUAUCAUUCAGUUCAGAUGAUGUGAUGCUUAUAUCAAAGGCAACUCAGGGCCAGAGUAGCAACAAUUUAUGGUUCACUAUGAGGAAAGGUUUAAUUACUGCUUCUAACUUUCAGGCUAUAAUGAAUAAUGAGGACCCAGAUCUUAUUUGCAGCCGAAUUAUAGGUAGUGAAUCACUUUCUGCAAAGAAUAAAUUCCAGGAAAUGGCCUUAGACUGGGGUAGACGCAACGAAUCAAAAGCCAGGAACCUAUACCAAACAGCUCAUGGAUUGAAAAGGAAUAAAUGCAUAACUGAAACUGGUUUGGUGGUAAAUCCGAAGUAUCCAUGUAUAGGUUGUAGUCCAGAUGGAGUGAUCAGCUGUCUGCCAUUUGCAAAAGGUGGAAUUGCAAGAGUUGCCCCCUUCAAAGCCAAGAGAUCACUUAUGGUGAAUCCACGGUCAGCCAUAACCUCAUCGCCAAACUCCAGUUUUUCCAAGAACCCAGAUGCUUGUGUAAUCCUGCGGUCUGAAACUGCCCCUGACCACAACUUUGACAAGAAACAGAAUGAACCACUUGGUGUUAUACCUACCAGAAGUUUUAAUGUAUUAUUAUGCUUAUAACUUGACCAAGUGAUUCUCUGGGCAGAAGGUAAUGAGGGUUUUUGAACAAAAAAUUCAGUGCAAUCUAUAACUACUCUGGUUUGAGGGAAAUACUUAAAAGAUUUUGGCAUAUUUUCCUUUAUUUGGUCUUUAGUGGGCCACUUGAUAAGAAAAUCCAGUUCCUUCCGCAAAAACACAAUCCAUGUGGUAAAGAUCCUGGAAACAGUUGAAGAACUUAUACACAACAUAUCUGCUAAAACAUCUGUGUCCAAUCCCUUCCUCAGUCGUACAAGGCUCAUCAGGUACUCUUCCCAAAGUUUCAACUCCCUUAAUGCUCCCCUU
Messenger RNA from Mytilus californianus (California mussel), 1986 nucleotides. RefSeq lists its product as uncharacterized. Gene Ontology annotation, molecular function: zinc ion binding. NCBI's taxonomy places the organism in Eukaryota, Metazoa, Mollusca, Bivalvia, Mytilida, Mytilidae. The transcript has 6 exons. Bases 1 to 1665 code for a protein of 554 amino acids. The record is from RefSeq and is a predicted model, not a curated record.